GUUAGAAAUGGUUUUCGGUUUGUCGAACGCUGUACAAUGAGAUUGCAAAAUACGCCGAUACCCAUUUACAUUUUAGCAUGUUUCUAGAAAAGUCGUGCGUUUUCCAUGUCAUGAUAAUAUAAUUCUAAAGAAAACCGAAACUACAGCCGCACAACUGUGAAGCUUUUAUAAUAAUAUUGUCGAUAUCAAGUUAAAACUGUAGCACCUAAUCAAAUUCCAACUCAUUGAAUAUUUCCAUCAAAAUGGUCAAGGAAACCGCUUAUUAUGAUGAGCUGGGAGUGAAGCCCAAUUCGACUCCAGAUGAGAUCAAAAAGGCAUACAGAAAAUUGGCGCUGAAAUACCAUCCGGACAAAAACCCUGAUGACCCCGAAAAGUUCAAGCACAUCAGCCAGGCCUAUGAGGUGUUGUCAGAUCCCAAGAAGAGGGAGACAUACGACCGCGGGGGAGAGGAGGCCAUCAAAGGGGGUGGCUCUGGGAGCGGGGGAUUCGACUUCCACUCUCCCAUGGAUAUCUUCGACAUGUUCUUUGGGGGUGGUGGUAGAAGACAGAGGGGUCCAGAGAAGGGUAAGGAUGUGGUCCAUCCCCUAAAAGUGGCCCUAGAAGACCUGUACAAUGGAGCCACCAGGAAACUGUCGUUGAAGAAAAAAGUUAUUUGCGCCAAAUGUGAAGGUCGUGGAGGCAAGGAAGGGGCUGUAGAGAAAUGUCCAACAUGUAAAGGUCAAGGUAUACAGGUGCACCUUCGACAGCUGGGUCCAGGGAUGGUUCAACAGCUUCAGACCAUGUGCUCUGAAUGCCACGGGAAGGGGGAGAGAAUUAAUCCAAAGUUACGCUGUAAAACUUGCAUGGGCAAGAAAACAGUCGAGGAUCACAAAAUUCUUGAGGUCCAUGUUGAUAAAGGUAUGAAGGACGGUGAGAGUAUCCGGUUCGCAGGUGAAGGGGACCAGGAGCCAGGCCUGGAGCCAGGUGACAUAGUCAUAGUCCUGGAUGAGAAGGAGCAUGCCGUGUUCAGGCGGCGGGAGACGGACCUCAUCAUGGACAUGGAUCUGCAGCUAGUGGAGGCGCUGUGUGGCUUUCAGAAGACCAUUGAGACCCUGGAUGGGCGUACCCUGGUGAUCACUAACCUGCCAGGGGAGGUUAUAAAGAAUGAUGACAUAAAGUGCAUCAUGGGGGAAGGCAUGCCAAUCUAUAGGGACCCAUUCACGAAAGGCCGUCUAAUCAUUCGCUUCAAAGUAGUGUUCCCAAAACCUGGCGACAUUGCACCGACAAAAAUAGCUGAACUGGAAAAAUGUUUACCACCACGUGAGGAAGUUAUAAUACCUGACGGGGCUGAAGAGCACUCGCUGACAGACUAUGAUCCAGAGUACGAGAGACGUAGACAGCGAGCCGGGGAGGCAUAUCGUGAGGAUGAUGAAGAGGGGCAUGGCGGAGGGCAAAGGGUGCAGUGUGCAUCGCAUUAAUGAUGAUCUACUGUGUAGACUGUUUUUAUGUUUUUUCAGGCAUGUUUAUCUGUUGUGAAAGACGUCCUUAUUAAAAUCCAGAAAUAGACAUUUUAACUUAAAUGAUGAAGAUUUGUUUCUUAAUCAAUAAACAUAUAUUUGUUACUAAACCAAUGAACGGUAUGCUUAAUAGAAAUAAAAUCUAAUAUAUGAAUGGUUUUGAAAAGGGUUUAUUUUUUUGUGUGGACAUCAACAAAGUAUGUAUAAAGAAAUGAAUGCUAGAGUUCUAUUAAGGCCCAAGAAAUGCCAAAAAAGCUCAUACUCAUACAGUAAAUUUUUACUAAACCCUGUAGCAUUUACUCGGAUAUGUCAUCCAGAAUAGAAACCUGCAAAGCAUGCUGCAUAAGGUUUUUAGUAGUGGUCUUUAUAUGGUAUGUUUGCCUGUGGUGGUAAUUACAACAUUUUUAAAACCUUUUAAAGCCCCAGUCCUCAUACACUUAAGAAAGGAAAACACUUUACAGAAACUGAUUUGGAUGAACAUCUCACCAACUAAAAAUAAAAAACGCAUUGCAAUCGUGCCAAUAAUAAUUUGGUGAGUUAUAGAUGCACAGUUACUUAACUUGCAAGCGCGUGUCAUCGCCUUUGGAGUAUACAAUGUUAAAAAAAAAUAUUUUAUAAGCACCAAGCAUUUUCUAAUUAACAUAUUUAAAUUUAUGUUUUCUUAAACAAAAAUGACUUUAAUAUGGGAUGCAUGUAAUUAUUUUCAAUUGACAAGGGUGUUAAUUUUAAUAGAACUGUAUAUAUGUAUAUUUGUGUUUAUACGUUUGUUGGCUUACUGGUUAAAUGGAACAAUGUUUCUGUGAAUUGAAGACUCUUUGAAUAGAAGAAAAUGAACGUUAAUAUUUUUUAUCUGAACUUAUUUAGUACGUAUGUCUGGAGUGAAAUGUAUAUUAAUAUGUUAUACCGGUAUGAUAAAUGAUCAAAGUACUUGCACUUGCAUAAAUUUUAACACUGAAAUAAACAUUUGUUUAAUCAAUUUUCUAAUCAGAUCAAGUUUUAUGAGAUUCCCAUUGUUGGUUUCAAUCUUUAACAUUUAUUGUUAAAAUAGGUGACCUUCUUAAGUUAUAUAACCAUCACCCACAUUUCUUUGUUUAAAAAGAUAAUAAAUUGAACUUUAGGAGUUUUCGUAACACACAACAUUUUACGUACUUCAUUUGCCGAUUUGAGGUCUUGAGUUUGGUAAUACAUUAGAGCUGAACCCAUAUUCACCAAACAAUUCUUAAGACUUAAGUGUAAAAGUAAAGGAUAUUCAUAAAAUCGGAAUAAUCAAGAAUUGCUAUAAUUUUCAGCCAAACUUGGCAUUGACUUCCUCUAUCUACAUGAUUCAGGGGUUGAACAUUCUUUAAAGGACAUUUUCACUAGUGGUAACCUGUAUAUAAUCAAAUGCUUGACGUAUUUUUCUUGGUUCUAAGUCUAUUCUUUAUUUUUAAGUCUAAGAAUGUGUGGGUGAAUACAAUCUCUGCACUUCCUUCCCAACCUUCCUUAAACAAGUCUGCAACUUUAAAAAAUGAGGUGUAGAAAAAUAAAAUGUGUUCACUUCUGUUUGUAGUUUCUCAGCUGUAAAAAGAGAAUGGUCAAAACACGAUUUUGUAAAUUGUUUGCUUCAAAUUUUGUGAAGCGUAACCUGCAUGGCCUUUUGUUGAAGUGAAAUAUAAGACAUACAAUCAUAAAUUUAAUUUACAUAUGUUACCAAUGGUCUGUAUGAGGUAAUAUUUUAUUUUUACCCAGUUUGACAAAUAUUAGUUGGGGCAUGUUUGUCUGAUAAGAACAAUUAUAAACACUUUUCAGCUAAAUUUAAAGGUAAACUUCAAUUUGUCACCUAUUGGCAUUUAUUGUUUGUAUGUUUAUGUGUUAAAAUUUCCUUGUUUGUUUUUUUGGACAAUUUUGCUUUGUUUUAAUUCAAAACUUAUGUUGUUUUUUUAUGCCCCCCUUCGAAAAAGAGGGGGUAUAUUGCUUUGCUCAUGUCGGUCGGUCUGUCGGUAUGUCGGUCUGUCGGUCCGUCCACCAGGUGGUUGUCAGACGAUAACUCAAGAACGCUUGGGCCUAGGAUCAUGAAACUUCAUAGGUACAUUGAUCAUGACUUGCAGAUGACCCCUAUUGAUUUUGAGGUCACUAGGUCAAAGGUCAAGGUCACAGUGACCCGAAAUAGAAAAAUGGUUUUUGAAUGAUAACUCAAGAACGCAUACGCCUAGGAUCAUGAAACUUCAUGGGUAGAUUGAUCAUGACUCGCAGAUGACCCCUAUUGAUUUUCAGGUCACUAGGUCAAAGGUCAAGGUCACGGUGACCCGAAAUAGUAAAAUGGUUUCCGGAUGAUAACUCAAGAAUGCAUACGCCUAGGAUCAUGAAACUUCAUGGGUAGAUUGAUAAUGACUCGCAGAUGACCCCUAUUGAUUUUGAGGUCACUAGGUCAAAGGUCAAGGUCACGGUGACCCAAAAUAGUAAAAUGGUUUUUGGAUGAUAACUCAAGAACGCAUAUGCCUAGGAUCAUGAAACUUCACAGGUAGAUUGAUCAUGACUCGCAGAUGACCCCUAUUGAUUUUGAGGUCACAAGGUCAAAGGUCAAGGUCACGGUGACCCGAAAUAGUAACAUGAUUUUCGGAUGAUAACUCAAGAACGCUUUUGCCUAGGAUCAUGACACUUCAUAGGUACAUUGAUCGUGACUCACAGAUGACCCCUAUUGAUUUUCAGGUCACUAGGUCAAAGGUCAAGGUCACAGUGACAAAAAACGUAUUCACACAAUGGCUGCCACUACAACGGACAGCCCAUAUGGGGGGCAUGCAUGUUUUACAAACAGCCCUUGUUUAAUUAAGUUUUUGUGGGCAAUUUUGAUGUUUUACAUAAGCAUUUUAAACACUUCAUCGCACUUUUCUCUGUAACUGAUGGAUAAAUACAUUGCUUUAAUAAAUGUGUCUGAUAUUGUU
Molecule: messenger RNA, 4417 nt
Organism: Dreissena polymorpha
Lineage: Eukaryota; Metazoa; Mollusca; Bivalvia; Myida; Dreissenidae
Product: dnaJ homolog subfamily A member 1-like
Exons: 8
Coding region: 243-1457 (404 amino acids)
Biological process (GO): response to heat; protein refolding
Cellular component (GO): cytoplasm; cytosol
Molecular function (GO): Hsp70 protein binding; ATP binding
Source: RefSeq, a predicted model, not a curated record